UUCUGUCUCUCUAGCAGUUUCCAUUAAUAUGUCUUCCUCACGCCGGCUGGUUUUGGUUCUUGGUGGUGCUGGAACUGUGGGCUCAGGGAUUGUGAAAUGUCUUCUAGAGAAAGGAUUUCAGGUUGCAGUUAUUUCCAGGGAUACAUCAAGGCUGGAGAAGCUAAAGAGUUUUGUGCCAGAGUCAAGCAGAGGAAACCUUCAUACCCUGGUUGGUGAUGUGGGUUCCGAGGAGGGAGCGCAGGAUGCGGCGGCUGCUCUGCUUAGCAGGGUGGGGAAAGUGACGGACGUGGUGUCUUCUUUGGGGUUCAGCUGGUGGCAAGGAGGUCCCCCACACACACAGUCGCUACAGGAACUGCAGAGGGUACUUGAGACCCUCCUGCUCAGCACAUUUACCGCAUGGAAAGCUUUCUUCCCUUUGGUGAAGGAUGAUCCAAAUGGCACCUACACAUUUAUCACAGGUGGAGCUGGAGAGCGUCUUUUGAUGCCUGGAACAGGGUUCCUAACCUUGGGUGCAGCAGGGGCGCUGGCAUUCUCUCAGGUGGUGCGUGAAGAAUAUCCUGAUGUCCCCUGCAAACUAAAUGAGGUGAAGAUUAACAUGGGAGUGGCUACCCCAGAUAGACUUGGACCUGGCUAUGUGAGUCACCUGGAGGUUGGGGAAGCCGUGGCAUCAUUGGUGGAGAAGAGAAGGGUGUCACACACUACAUUAUGCGCUAAUUCCACAGCCGACCUCAAAACACUUAUCUUAGAAGGAAAGCUAUGAGCUUUUGGGCACCCAGUGCUCCCUUGUGUACAUGACUACAGUCUUGCAAUACGCCCCUUACAUUCUCUCACACAAUAAUACAUUCAUUCAAAAAAAUUAAUAUAUCCAUUACUAGCUUAUUAUCAGCAUCCAUAAUAAAAAAAUAAAUAGGUACUUGUAAAAUUUGUUAUUCGGAUAUUCGCCUAUCAAAUGAAUUAUAAAUAUGACUGCAGGUAGCAGCAUUCGGCUAUUUUCAGUGCCGGAAUAUAUUAGUGUUGAAGUGCAACACACAAAGAUCUGGUUUUCUACAUUAACACUAAUAUAUUCGGAAAAAAAGUUGAAUGCUGCUACCUGUGGCCAUAUUUGGUAUUUGUUUGACAAACGAAUAUCCGAAUAACGACUUUUGCACAUACCUAUAAAGUGCCCAUAUCGUGACCAUACUUAGGACUGUGAUAUUCCUUCCUUUAAACAGAAUCUUUCCUCUAAUAACGUAACAUAAUUGACACUUGUGUUACACUGAUGCUCACAGUACUAAACUUCUAUAUUACGGUUUUCCCAUCCAAGUAUGGAGUCCAUGAAUUUCCCCUCCCCAGUUAUGAUAUCAAAAUCACUCCUCUACAGGUCACCAUAUACAGAUAAAGAGCUCCCUUCACUGCAAUUGCCUCAUUACAGCUCUCUUUGUGUGGAUUCCAUCUUUAUGUUUCUGGGUAUGUAUUAUGUUGUGGCACUUUAAUUGCUAAAAGAUUUGCUAGUAGAAAUCUCAUGGAGAAGUAUACAUUUUAGAUUUGAUUAAUAACAAUUCUAAACUGUGUUCAUGUCCCUGCACAGUAUAAUGUAUCCUGUUAAUGAACAUUUAAACACCUGUGUCCUACAAGAACGCUAAGACUACCUAGCAAAAAGCAGAAUUCCUAAUUCCUGUGUCAGGUUCCUAAGCAGGGAGGCAAAACUUCUAAGCACCAACCCACUUUCACACCUUCUUUUUGGGUAGCAUACUCAUUUUUCCUGCAAUAUCACAUUGCUCUUAAGCCUAAGGGGCCGAUUUAUCAUCGGUCUAUCUGACAUGAUCCGCUGUAGCGAUCAUA
Molecule: messenger RNA, 1821 nt
Organism: Bombina bombina (fire-bellied toad)
Lineage: Eukaryota; Metazoa; Chordata; Amphibia; Anura; Bombinatoridae
Exons: 6
Coding region: 29-760 (243 amino acids)
Biological process (GO): fatty acid beta-oxidation
Cellular component (GO): mitochondrion
Molecular function (GO): 2,4-dienoyl-CoA reductase (NADPH) activity
Source: RefSeq, a predicted model, not a curated record